AUGUCCGACCUCCUCGAAGUCCUUCCUGAUUUCGACAUCAAGCCGUACACGCAUCUCUUGCACUCGCUCGAGAAGAACGACAUCACCGUCGCCGAUCUACUCACAUCCGAUCCCAAGGAGAUCGCGAGAACAUGUCCUCUACCGUCGGUGGACGUCCAAAAACUCGUCACGGACGUCGUCCAAGCGCUGCAGGCUGACGUGGCGGCUAAUGUGAAAAAGAUAGGCCAGGACACGUCUCAGCCCGAGGUAGGCGCCGGAGAUGAUGCUGGUGGACCGAGCAAUGAAGCGGCGGAAUCGCACAAGGGCAGUUUGAGGGUGAAGACACUCGACCCAGCCAUUGAUCGAGCACUGGUCGGUGGGUUUGCACCAGGACACAUUACGGAGAUCGUUGGCGAGAGCGCUGUUGGGAAGACCCAGUUAGUCCUGGGCCUGCUGCUGUCGGUCCAACUGCCUCCUCCCCGAGGCUUGGGCAAGGGGGCCAUCUACGUGUCGACCGAGGCGCCGCUCAACACCAGCCGACUCAAACAAAUGCUCUAUGCCCAUCCGGAGUACGAAAGCAUGGAGCCUCAAGACCGUCCGUCUCUAGACUUUGUGCAUACCAUUGCGACCAACGACCUCGAGGCCCAGGAACACAUUCUUCGCUACCAGCUGCCCGUGGCGGUAGAGCGAUUCAACAUCGGGCUGGUGGUGUUGGAUUCGGUGGCAGCCAACUUCCGAGCCGAACACGAAACUCGAACCCCAGCAGGUCUGGCCGAGAGGGCCGUGGAGCUGGGCAAGCUGGCAACGAUGCUCAGACGCGUAGCCAUUCAAAACAACACCGCUAUCGUGGUGACCAACCAAGUGUCGGAUCGGUUCGAGGACCAGCGAAACAUAGGACGGCCCUCUUCCUCGUCUCCUGCUACGAGGUCCUCACCAGCUUUGUCAGGCCCCAACGUCGAAGUUUCCCCUGCUGUCGCCGAGCGACGCCAAGAAGUACAGAGUCUGGACUACCAGCAGCAGUUCUUCACGGGUUGGGGCGACGACCCUCACGAAAGGCGCGGACAGUACAAAAACCCGGCUCUGGGUUUGGCGUGGGCCAACCAGAUCUCUGCUCGCAUCGUCCUUAAGAUGGAAGGCGAGAGGCAAGAAUAUGCCGGAGGGAACAUCUGGCGGGACCGCAAGAAGAGCAGGACGUUUGCCGUGGUGUUUGCACCGUGGGCGCCGCAGACAUACCCUCCUAUUCGAUACGAAAUUGGCAUGCCGGGCAUUGUUUCUCUUCCCGAGCCUGAACCUGCGAAAGUGACAACCACGUUGGACGAUGAACAUGCGGAUCUUUUGAAUGAGGAACUGUGGGCUACGGAUGAAGACGACGAAUUUCCAUAA
Exophiala dermatitidis NIH/UT8656 is the source of this 1362-nucleotide messenger RNA. Its product is annotated as DNA repair protein RAD57. Gene Ontology annotation, cellular component: replication fork; Rad51C-XRCC3 complex. Gene Ontology annotation, biological process: double-strand break repair via synthesis-dependent strand annealing; telomere maintenance via recombination; resolution of mitotic recombination intermediates. The transcript has a single exon. The coding region runs from base 1 to 1362 and encodes 453 amino acids. NCBI's taxonomy places the organism in Eukaryota, Fungi, Ascomycota, Eurotiomycetes, Chaetothyriales, Herpotrichiellaceae. The record is from RefSeq and is a predicted model, not a curated record. Gene Ontology annotation, molecular function: ATP hydrolysis activity; ATP-dependent DNA damage sensor activity; four-way junction DNA binding.